AUGACACAUCUUUCAAUAAUCAAAAUUUUAUGUGACUUAUUAAUUUUUAUUCUUUGUGCAAUAACAUUAAUAACUCUUCAUUUAUUUGGUAAACCUUAUAAACGUGGAUUUUAUUGUGAUGAUGAAUCAAUAAGAUACCCAUAUCAUGAUUCAUCUAUAUCCAGGCAAAUGUUAUUUGCUAUUGGUCUGUUCACUUCAAUAAGUUUUAUUAUCAUAACAGAAGUAUUCCGUUAUUCAGUAUGGGAAAAAAAAUAUCCAAAUGCUUUCAAAAAUUAUGAAUUUAAAAAUCGUUCAAUAAGUCGCUUAAUUGUUCGUCUCUACAAUUUUCUUGGUUUUUUCUUAUUAGGGGUUGGUUUUAAUCAAAUAAUGGUUGAUAUUGCUAAAUAUACUGUUGGAAGACAUCGUCCAUAUUUUAUGGAUAUUUGUAAACCAAAUAUUGGAUAUAAUAAUUGUCCACAAGAUCAUUCUUAUAUUGAUAAUUUUAUUUGUACUGGAAAGAAUGGCAAUGAUAUAUAUGAAGCACAAUUGUCUUUUUAUUCUAACCAUGCUGCUUUUUCAUUUUACAUAGCAUGGUAUAUAUCUAUAUAUUUACAAGCAAGACUUUAUAAACCAUUACAUAGUAAAAUAUUACUACCAGUUAUACAAUUUUCUUUAUUUGGAGGAGCAUGCUAUGUAUCAUAUUCUCGUAUUAGUGAUUAUAAACAUCAUUGGUCUGAUGUUUUGUUUGGAGCAAUAAUUGGAAGUGGAAUUGGUAUUAUAAAUGCAAUGUAUUUUACAAAAGUGUUUGAAAAUCGUGAAAUUCUUCCAAGUGAUAGAAAAUUAAUAAAUGACGAUAUUGAAAUGGAAGAAGGACAUAUUUUUAAUCAAACAAAACAAUCUCAAAAUAUGGAUAACCAAAAAAAUUGUAGUGGAUCUCAAAAACAAAAAAAUAAAUCGCAAGAAAAUAUUGUAAAAGAAAGGUCUCACUAUAUAUCUUCUAAGGUACCAUUGAUAUCACCAUAUGAUCAUGAUCGUCAUCAUUUAAUAGACCAUCGUAUCAUAAAACCACCUGUUAUGUCAUCACGGAAAAUAGAUAUUUAA
Molecule: messenger RNA, 1080 nt
Organism: Strongyloides ratti
Lineage: Eukaryota; Metazoa; Nematoda; Chromadorea; Rhabditida; Strongyloididae
Product: Phosphatidic acid phosphatase type 2/haloperoxidase domain-containing protein
Exons: 3
Coding region: 1-1080 (359 amino acids)
Biological process (GO): phospholipid metabolic process; phospholipid dephosphorylation; signal transduction
Molecular function (GO): phosphatidate phosphatase activity
Source: RefSeq, a predicted model, not a curated record